CACUGUUUAACUUAAACGUUUUUUGCAUUAAAUGUGCAUAAAACCUUUGUGCAUAGUCCAGUUUAUUCACUACAUAACACAGGCUCGGCCAAGACUUCAAAAGAAGCAUCUGACUCAUCUCCAAUCUGAAAAAUAUCCGUCGUAGCUACCGUUGGAGCAUCACUGUUAAACUCAUCAUUGAGCAAUUGGUCUAGUUCUGGUGCUUCCUGCAUUCAUGAACAGUGAUCCCAUCUUGUCAUCCUCUAUGCCAUCCAUGGGGUUUGUGAGGAUACAAUUUUUGAAUCCAGAGUCUUGGUUCUCUUUAUUUCUCAUUAUUGUCAGCACUUUGAGGGGAAGUUCCACCGUGCUAACAGUGGAGCCUCUUGCCCCCAUACGGCUGCAAUCUGUACCCAGCUCUUCAUAGCGUCAAGUCGCGAUCAAAACGAAAGCUCAAACUACGUACAAAUUAGCGUAAUGGGCACUUUUAAAAAAGCGAGCAUUUCAAAUGUGUACACUAUCCCUUUUUUUUUUUAAAUGAUCGUUCGAUCGUACUACGUAGUUUCAGCUCACGUUGUUUUGCUUCCGGUUUGGCCGUGUCAUCGGCCGGAGUGGUGAAACAUUUCUUUUAAAAGCAGCAGCACAAUUAGCCCUUGUAGUCGACAUUUUUUGUCUUCGUUUAAGUUAAAACAAACUCACAGGCAGUCAUUUUUUAUAUUUAGUACAGUAGCAACAAACAUGCUACGGUGACGAGGGUUAAAUGCAAAAGUUCCCCCACCUCAACGAGUUCAGAGUUCAGAGAUCAGCCAGCGGAAGCUCGUCAGAUUUAGACGGUGAGCCAUGAGGUGAGACAUCUCCUGGAAGGAUUAACACUCGGCGCUUGAGCUGCAACUGGCAGGAGGAGGUCAGGACAAGGAAGAGCAUUUCCACCUCCGCGUGUUCAUUUGAUCACUCUUCCCGGAUCUGCGGAGUAAGAGGAGCCGCUGACAACUCUGCGCUGAGCUCUGGCUGUUCCUCCGCAGGCUCCUCUGUUUCGCACAAGACCAACGCUUUUAUGAAGGUGGGGACAACUACUUCCCCACCCGUCUGCCUGGGGCGUACGACCAAGCUGGCUUCCAGGACAAGAACUCCAUGAUGGGCCUGUGCGGGCCUCUCUCUGGGGGCGUCGGGGUGAUUCAGCCAGAGGAUAAACCCUCGCCGUCCAGCCUCUCGCCCCAUUCCGAGUCCCACUGCCCGGGCCAGUGUUUGCCGUGGGCCUGCAAGCUGUGCAAACGGAAGACGGUGACCAUGGACCGCCGGAGAGCGGCCACAUUGAGGGAAAAGCGACGCCUGAAGAAAGUCAACGAGGCUUUCGAUGCCCUGAAGAGGAGCACCCUCAUGAACCCCAACCAGAGGCUGCCCAAGGUGGAGAUCUUGCGGAGCGCCAUUCAGUACAUCGAAAGGUUGCAGGCCCUGGUAUCCUCCUUCAACCAGCAGGACACCGAGAUGGGGCACUACCGGGCCGGACAGAACCAGCCUAGAGUGUCGUCAUCUAGCGAGCCCAGUUCGGGCAGCACCUGCUGCAGUAGCCCCGAGUGGAGCAGCACCCCGGAGCAGUGCACGCAAAGCUACAGCAGCGAGGAGCUCCUGAGUGCCGCCGACUCUCCAGAGCAGGCCACCAUUCAGACCCUGAGCUCCAUCGUGGAGGGCAUGGCCUCAGCAAAUGGCGCAGUGGCCUUUCCUGUGGACAUUCCCAAAUAAGAACUUCCACAGAGCAGACCCCGAGGAAGAACACUGCGCUUCAGACACAAAGUGACGAGACGAUCGGAGAAGCAGGCUGUUAUUUUCCUAUUUAAAUCACAAUUCACCUUGGCAGUAACGAAGGUUUCAAAGGGUCUGCUAAACAAAAUGAAUUCCACCGUUGGCCUUAUUUCCUUUAUUCCCUGCCUUAAUCCACCAUUUAAAGAGUCAGUUGGAAGCUUGCAUUUGAAAAGACUUUGCAUGAACAAGGCCUAGUUUUUCUCCUUACUUAAUUUAAGCUUUCCUCUUUUCAAAACCUUUCCCUGAUCUUUCCUUCUUGUUUUGUGUGUGUUUUUAUGGAAACAAAGAACCAUGACUUUAUUUGUGGGGCCAACAUGUACCAUGGCAGUUUUGACCAAGAUCUGCUUUAUGUUAAACUGGUAACAAAUGCUAGUGAUGUAAAUACGUUCCCUUUUUCU
Molecule: messenger RNA, 2174 nt
Organism: Syngnathoides biaculeatus (alligator pipefish)
Lineage: Eukaryota; Metazoa; Chordata; Actinopteri; Syngnathiformes; Syngnathidae
Gene: myog
Product: myogenin
Exons: 5
Coding region: 1108-1716 (202 amino acids)
Biological process (GO): positive regulation of myoblast differentiation; muscle organ development; positive regulation of transcription by RNA polymerase II
Molecular function (GO): protein dimerization activity; RNA polymerase II cis-regulatory region sequence-specific DNA binding; DNA-binding transcription factor activity, RNA polymerase II-specific
Source: RefSeq, a predicted model, not a curated record